UUUUUUCCUUUCGCUUACCAAAGAAGGACAUUACGAUACAAUAUGCAGUUCUCUAACUUCGCCGCACUUCUUGGCCUUGCUCUGGCAGCCGUUUUGGGUUUGGCUAGUGCUCACGGUCAUGGUGGCCACGGACAUGGUGGUCAUGGACAUGGUGGUCACGGACAUGGAGGUCAUGGACAUGGACAUGGUGGUCACGGUCAUGGAGGACAUGGUCAUGGUCACGGAGGUCAUGGUCACGGAGGUCAUGGUCACGGAGGUCAUGGCCACGGAGGACACGGUCACCACGGAUGAAGCUGCCGAGACGUUGGGUUUGAUAUCCUAAGUACACAGUCACAUGAGAAUCUGGAUGCUGGGAAUCCACUGUGUAGUCGAUAACCUAUUGUAUUGAUUGUGAUUCGUGUAUCAUCAUUGCCUCAAAGAAUUAAAACAUCGAUCUGACAAUUA
This is a messenger RNA of Haliotis rufescens (red abalone), 444 nucleotides long. Its product is annotated as cold and drought-regulated protein CORA-like. Lineage: Eukaryota; Metazoa; Mollusca; Gastropoda; Lepetellida; Haliotidae. Bases 43 to 291 code for a protein of 82 amino acids. The transcript has 2 exons. The record is from RefSeq and is a predicted model, not a curated record.